Messenger RNA from Notolabrus celidotus (New Zealand spotty), 7183 nucleotides. Its product is annotated as von Willebrand factor D and EGF domain-containing protein. Gene Ontology annotation, biological process: anatomical structure development. Gene Ontology annotation, molecular function: calcium ion binding; signaling receptor binding. Lineage: Eukaryota; Metazoa; Chordata; Actinopteri; Labriformes; Labridae. Gene Ontology annotation, cellular component: extracellular region; cell surface. The record is from RefSeq and is a predicted model, not a curated record. Bases 825 to 6710 code for a protein of 1961 amino acids. The transcript is spliced from 35 exons.
GGGUAGAUGUUGAAGCAGAGUAGAGUUUCCCAUGAGGCCAUCAAGCCACAGACAGGUGUGUGCGAUCAAGAGCCUUGGCCUCCAAAGCAAAGGAAGAUGCUGGAUUGGAGGAACCCUGAUGAGUUGAGGGUGUGGACUCAGAUCUCUGGCCAAUCCAUGGAGACCUAGACAGUCAAAGGAUGUGCUCCCAAUGUGUGUUGUGUCAGAGAGCAUGGCACACCUUGAUGGGAGCAGAGGUGUCCAUGAGGUCUGGGAUGUUUGGACUUUGACUUGUGUGGAUUGGAUUAUUUUUCCAACAAUGGAGUUUACAUGGAGUUUACAUGGACUAAAGAGGAACCAGGCGCAGAGACAAGAGCUUCAUCUUGGGACUGGACAUCGAAUCCUCAACACCGGUAUCUGAAGAGACCAGGAGGAGACAGCACAAACACAGAAGGUGGCUCAGGACACACAUCAACCAAGAACCAGGACCUCAAAUGAUAAAACACCAACUGUUGUGUCUCUUUCUUUCUUUUUACUCACCAUGCACCCAUCUGUAUUCUUCUGAAACUCCACAUGAACCCUGAUGAGUGUAGACCUCAUGGCAGGCAUCCUUGGUCUGCAGUGAAACCUGGAAGACACUGUACAUGUGAAAGCAGCGAGCCCACGGUCAUCAUUAAGACACUCCAGAGUGUUUCCCAGGAGGCCAUCGGAUUUUGCGCAGCCCCUAUCGCAGCAUCGACUUCGACUCCACGGAGAUCCAGAACACGGCCAUCCAGGAUCUGAUCUGCGACCACUCGCUGUCCCCGGGAUGGUACAGGUUCAAGAUCAACAACAAGCCGGCAGAGAUGCCCACCACCUGCGUUGAGAUGAACCGAUGUGGGACUCAGGCUCCGGUGUGGCUCUCCCUGAAGGACGCCUCUCUUCCUCGACCCGGCGAGGUACGGCAGCUCUCCGCCUGCGCCACCUGGCAGUUCUUCCACGGCAGCGCCAAAGACUGCUGCCUCUUCAGGAUCCCCGUCACCGUGAGGAACUGUGGCGAGUUCAUGAUCUACUACCUGCAGCCCACGCAGGGGUGCAUGGGAUACUGCGCCAAAGUCGCUCCAGAUCUGGGACCCAGACUGUGCCCACCAGGAGAGGUAGAAGUCAACGGUCGGUGCAAAGCUGCCAUCCCCUCCCUGCCGUCCCGACCCGUGAUCACCACAGAGCUCAUCGGCCACAGCGUCCACCUGAGGUGCUCCUUCGUCCCCCCGCCGUGGAGCCAGCCGCUCGGCUUCCAGGUGGUCUGGGCGAGACACAUCGGCAACAGCAUGAAGGCCGAGAUCCGUCAGGAGUCCACGCUGAAGCCUUCCUCCGUGGUGGAGAUGGACGGCGUUCACUUCAGGCUCGGGGAGACGUUCUCCUGCAGCGUGUCGACUUUCAGGGUCAACUCCAGCCACAGCAGAUCCCCUCCGAAAGAGAGUGAGAGCUUCUUCGCAGGACUCAAGUUUUCUCCAGACUCACUCCAGAUAUCAGAGAACAGCAAAGAGCACGAGGUGACGGUCCACAGCACGGUGCCUAUCCCCUGCUACGGCCCCGACCUGGGUCAGCAGUGUGGCGUCCCGCUGUCUCUCAGCGUUCACGAUCCAGACAGUCUCGGACACGAGGCCUCCAACGUGGUGCUCUCCGCCUGCCAGGUGGAGCUCCGGCCCGACUCCUGCGGUGACGGCAGCUGCGGCCAGGCGAGCUUCUUCGUCACCGCCGUCACCGACUUCACGAGGGACGGGAACCGGGCGAGUCUCAUCGGCGUUCUGCCCGGAGGGAGCGCACCUCGGCUUUGGAGGAACUACAUCCCAACAUCCUUUAAAGUCACGGUGCAGGACAUCCCAACUUCCAUCUGCUACUCUCUGACGGACCCUCACCUCAUCACGCUGGACGGCAGGCGUUAUGAAAACCACCAGACCGGCACCUUCGUCCUCUACCAGAGCCUCAUCAGGGACUUCGAGGUCCACUCUCGGCAGUGGGACUGCGGCAGCCGGCACUACUCUGUGGCGUGCAACUGUGGCGUCGCUGCACGAGAAGGGAACGAGGUGGCGGUCUUUGACAUGUGCAACGGUCAGCCGCAGGAAACCAGGCCACAGCUGACCCUGAAGAACCUCGGGGACGGGGAGGGGAGCCGGGUCAGGGUGAUGGAGUCCCACCAGGGGAAGAAGGUCACCCUGCUCUUCCCCUCCGGAGCCUUCGUCCGGGCCGACGUUGACGACUGGGGGAUGAGUUUAUCCGUCAGAGCUCCAAGCGUCGACUUCACCAACACACAAGGCCUCUGCGGCACCUUCGACCGCAACGGCAACAACGACUUCCAAGGAUCUAACGGCGCCUCUGAUGACCUUCAACACUUCAUAGAAGACUGGAGGUUGGCUCCCGGGGAGAGUUUAUUCGACCGGGCUCCUGCAGGGACGCCGCAGGAGUCGAGGAGGCCGUUCUGUCACUGCCAGAAAGGAUUCAGCGCUUCUGAUCCGGCCAACAGAGGGAUGAGGAACCUGUACGCUCCCUCUGCUCACUCCGACUGCAUCGCGUAUGAAAAUGUGGAUUACACAUCAGUGUUCCCCUCCAUGGACACGACCCUGGAAUACAUAAAGAGUCCGGAAAAGGAGGAGAGCAUCCUGGAUGUGUCUGAGUUCAGCAGUCAUCCUCUGGAGAGGCGGCACCUGUGGUUUCAGGGCGAGGACUCUGACCCUGAGCUCGAUGGUGAAUUCAGAGAGGAUUAUCUUCUCUCUGUUGGACGACCGAGGAGACAGGCGUCCUUUGAGUUCAAGCCGGUGUUUGCUGCUCAGAGUCUCAGCCAGGCAGAUCUGGAAAACUUAGCGUACUUCUUCCCUGAGGAUCACCUGGCAGAGGCUCGACCGGAGGUGCAGCCUCAGUGGCCGACGCCGAGCGGUCUGACUUCCUCGAAAGCUCUGGAGGUGUGCCAGAUGUCUUUGUCCAACUCCACCGUCGGGACGGUGUGCCGGGGGCUGCUGGGGCGCCGUCUGGACGAGGCGGUGGAUCUGUGCAUUCUGGAUCUGCAGCUCAAAGACGACCUGGGCUGGGAGGAGGCCCUGCUGCCUUACCUGGAGAACGAGUGCGAGAGGAGGCUGCUGGAGAACCGGACCCAGAGAGCUCUGGAGGUGGGCGGUCUGCAUGGAGUAGCAGAUGUGGGGACGGCUCUGCGGUGUCCUAACUUCUGCAACGGGAACGGAGACUGCACGGAGUGGGGCUGCCAGUGUUUCCCCGGCUUCAGCUUCUACGACUGCAGCCUCGCCAUCAGCCAGCCCGUCGAGAUCACAGAUCUGGAGAACAGCGGUCUUUGUGACAUCCGAGCCUUCAACUGUCGAAACAUCCGAGUGUUCGGCCUCGGCUUCAUCGACUCUCCCGACCUCAGCUGCCACGCCACCCGACUGAAGUACAUGAACGGCGUUUGGGCUCCAGGUGAGAAACAGAGAACCAAGGCGUCCUUCCUCAGCUCCAAGGCGUUAGACUGCGCCGUGCCGUCUCUGAGCAACACGGCGGUGAACACGGAGGACUUCAUGAUGGACGACAAACCCUACGCACGCUGGGAAAUCAAAAUGACCAAUGACGGCUCCCAGUACAGCCAGGCCAAAGUGCUGACCAUCUACGACGGCGUGUGUCAGGUCUGCGAGGCGUCGCGCUCAGGACUCUGUAAGUUAAAGGAGAAGACGUGCAACAUCGACGGGAUGUGCUUCAAGGAGGGAGACUCCAAUCCCAGCAGCCCCUGCCUCCUCUGCGACCCGGAGACCUCCAGAUUCACCUGGUCUGUGAAUCAAGUCAACGAGCCGCCGACCUUCCACCGACCUCAAACCAGCCUGAGGACAUUCGCAGGAGAGAACUUCGUCUUCCAGUUUGCGGCGUCAGACCCUGAGGGCUCGGCGCUCCUCUUCCAGCUGGAGGCGGGGCCGAGUGGAGCCGUCCUGUCGCCUGCAGGCCUCCUCAUCUGGAGGGUCCCGACCCCUCUGGAGCAGCAGCAGGAGGAGGGACGCCAAUCCAGCCGCUCGUUUCGCUUCACGCUGUCGGACGAGUGCAACGCCCAGAGCAGCUUUAACGUGGAGAUCGACGUGGUGCCGUGUGGGUGUCAGAAUCAAGGCACGUGUGUCACAGACGUUAACUUCCCUGCAGGCAGCGGGAGGUACCUGUGCGUGUGUCCUGACGGGAAGCACGGCGACCUCUGCGAUGAGGAAGUGGACGAGUGUUUGUCCGCCCCGUGUGUGGUCGGGAAGUGUGUGAACGCAGCCGCAGGGUUCACAUGCGAGUGUCCUGCAGGGCUGAGAGGUAAAACAUGCCUGGAGGACAUCAAUGAGUGUGAGAGGAAGCCUUGUUUCCCGGGAGUCCAGUGCUUCAACAACUUCGGCUCCUUCGGCUGCGGCGACUGCCCCAAAGGCAUGCUGGGAAAUGGAACAGCGUGCACAGCAGUCGUCAGGCCUGUCGCCAGCUCGCCCACAUCUGCUCCAAGUACAACAGUCUACAAGAUCCCAGAUGUUCAGAUCCAACCGCACACAAUAAAGACAGACGCUCUCCGGAAAACCUCAAGUGGUAGCUCGCCGCAGACGAGGAAGACCGCUCCACAAAGUGACCCAAAACAAUCACAGAGUAAGACCAGCACUUGGAGGCAGAUUCCAGGGGCAGGUCUUCAAAGUAAAUCUGGAUCUAACAGAAGCACAGCAGCAGAAAUUACCCCGCUGAUGAAGACCAGCGCCACAGGAAUCCAGCUUAAGCCGCAGACCACCGAUGCCGACUCUUUCAUGAACAUCUCAGGAGACCUGCCAAAUCAACCGGACAUCAGCAACACCAUCGCCAAGACGUCCGCCGUGGUCCAGCCUGCAGGAAAUGGAAGACCAGCUGCAGGAUCUGAUCUGUCGCUGGUGGUGUCGUCUACGUGUGCAAGCCGGCCCUGCUUCCCCGGAGUUCAAUGCAUCAACCGCCGGCCACCACAUGUCGGGUACGUCUGCGGACGAUGCCCACCCGGCCUCUACGGCAACGGACGUGUCUGCAUGAAGAACGCCAAGGCAGCAUCCAACCACCUCCCCCUGCAGCAGACGGUUGGAAAGAUCAGCAGACCCACGUACGGGAGCAGCAGCAAAGUCUCCCAGCUCCACCUGCCCAUCCGGCCCUCCAGGCACAGCAUAAAGCACCUCUCCGUGUCCGUCACUAGAGCGAGCCGGGACAAUUCUCAGAGGCAGGUUCCUGCUUCAGGGAGGGAGGGCGGGACGGGGAGGAGAGAGGCUGUUACUGCUUCAGGAGACGUCCCCCGGUCCUCCAUUAGCGCCCUCCAUGUCACUGCAAAUACUUACACCACCCACCAAAGAGCCAGGACAUACCCGAGAUCAAGCUUUACCGCCUCCAGGGAUUCUACGGCUCCUCAUGUGACGGUCUCUAAGCAGCACCAAGAUGCAUCGAGUGCAGCAGCUUCCAGGGUAACACCGCCAAGCUCUCACCUCUACACUCACUCCAAACAAACAACCCAGCCCCAGCUCAGACCCUGGACCCCUCAAAGACCAGUCCUCCCUCUGACAGCCGCCCUCACCGCUCUGUCCUACUCCCUGUCUGAGUCAGAGUUCUCUGCGGAUGGAGAUGAAACCGAACCGGGAUCAGAAGGUUCAGAGACGCCUGACGUGUUUCCAGCGCUGACUUUAACAACACCAGAGAAGACGGCGUACAGCAGCUCGCCUCUGCAAAGAACCACCUCUAAACAAGUGACAACCUGCGCAGACCGGCCGUGUUUCCCCGGGGUUCAGUGUGAACCGGGACAGGGUGGAGGUUUCAGCUGCAGCAGGUGUCCUGUAGGAUACACUGGAGACGGACAAGCCUGUCGAGCUGUCUGCAGGCACAUGUGUGGGAGGAACAUGGAGUGUGCUGCACCCAAUACGUGCCGCUGCAAACCCGGCUACACAGGACCCGACUGUCAGACAGCUAUCUGUGAGCCCGGCUGUGAGAACGGGGGCGCCUGCAUCGCUCCGGGUGUGUGUCAGUGUCUCCCAGGUUUCCAUGGAGAAACAUGUCAGGAAGCUCUGUGCCGCCUGCCGUGUGAAAACGGCGGCACCUGUGUGGGUCUGCAGACGUGUUCCUGUCCUUACGGGUUCGUUGGACCUCGCUGUGAGACCAUGUUUUGCAGCCGCCACUGUCACAACGGAGGUCAGUGUGCGUCCCCAGAUGAGUGCUCGUGUCCUGCAGGCUGGACGGGACCUUCCUGUGAGACUGCUCUGUGCUCGCCCUUGUGCAUGAACGGAGGCUCAUGUGUGCGGCCGAAUCUCUGCGAGUGUCCUCACGGUUUCUACGGAGCACAGUGUCAGAACGCGGUCUGCAGUCCUCCCUGUAAGAACGGCGGUCUCUGCAUGAGGAACAACGUCUGCUCCUGUCUGCAGGGAUACACCGGGAGGAGAUGCGAGAAAAGUGUGUGCGAGCCCAUGUGCAUGAACGGCGGCAGAUGCGUUGGCCCAGAUGUUUGCGAUUGCCCGUCCGGUUGGCGAGGAAAGAGAUGCGAUAAACCCAGCUGUCUGCAGAAGUGUCUGAACGGAGGCGAGUGUGUGGGAGCAAACACCUGCCACUGUGCUGCAGGAUGGCAGGGCAUGCUGUGUCAGAUCCCGAUCUGUGGACAGAAGUGUCUCUACGGCAGCCGGUGUGUGCGCCCGAACGUCUGCGCCUGCAGGAGCGGGUUCUCAGGCUCUCUUUGCUCUAAAAGGCUCCCUAUCUCACAGCGCUGAGGCCAACAUGGAAACCUCCUCCAGAUCAUCCUCAACUAUCAGCUAAGACAAUCCUUCAGUCUCUCCACUGUGACUCAAAGACCUGCAGAAGCAUCUGAGCUGUAAGAACUGUAAGAGAGCUGCACCAGAGAGGAGUCAGUUCAUGUCAGAUUGUUAAAAAGAAGGCAGCUGUGGAGUUUGUUUUGUUGUCACCAUUAUCUCUUUAUGUGCAACACCCUGAAGUUAAUCUACAGCAUCUCUGUGUCUCUUAUUUUAGACUCCAGACUUCAGAUAUUAACUUUUUAAAGCAGCUGUUUUCUCCUCCGUUCAGGCUCCUCACCACCGACUCAAACCUCCAUAUGAGUAUUUAUUUAUUUGGUUGUUUUGUACUGUUGUGUAUUUCUCGUUGUAUAUAUCUUAAUCACUGUAUCAUGGAUGUUAUUUCUUUACUGGUUGUUUUAUAAGAAAAAGAAUAAACAUCCUCUUUAAGGUUU